Molecule: messenger RNA, 2247 nt
Organism: Cryptococcus wingfieldii CBS 7118
Lineage: Eukaryota; Fungi; Basidiomycota; Tremellomycetes; Tremellales; Cryptococcaceae
Product: anthranilate synthase/indole-3-glycerol phosphate synthase/phosphoribosylanthranilate isomerase
Exons: 3
Coding region: 1-2247 (748 amino acids)
Biological process (GO): L-tryptophan biosynthetic process
Molecular function (GO): indole-3-glycerol-phosphate synthase activity; anthranilate synthase activity; phosphoribosylanthranilate isomerase activity
Source: RefSeq, a predicted model, not a curated record
AUGGGCUUCACUCUCCUCAUCGACAACUACGACUCGUUCACCUGGAACAUCUACGCAGACAUCGCAGCCAUCGGCGGCAACCCCUACGUCGUCCGCAAUGACAAGAUCACCCUCCAGGAAAUCCAGAAACUGUACGAGACGGACCAGAUCGCCCGCAUAGUCAUCUCCCCCGGUCCUGGUCACCCCCGGACCGACUCGGGUGUUUCUCGGGAUGUCAUCCAGUGGGGUAUGGGCAAGCUCCCUAUUAUGGGCAUCGGAUACGCCGGCGAAAUCAUGCACGGCAAAUCCUCUCUCGUCACGCACGACUCUAUCGGCUGCUUCCACGACCUUCCCCAAGACCUCUCUUCUAUCCGAUACCACUCCCUCGCCGCGUCCAUCUCCACCAUCCCCCAAUGCCUCCAAGUCACCUCCACCAGCAAAGAGAGCGGCGUCAUCAUGGGUGUGCGUCACAGGGUGUACACUGUGGAGGCCGUGCAGUACCACCCCGAGAGCUGUUUGAGCGAGGGGGGGAAGGGGUUGAUGGCCAACUUUCUAAAGCUGAAGGGCGGCAAGUGGGGUGGGGAGAAUGCGUGGUGCGGGGUCGUACCCGAAGGCGAAGCUUCCACCGAACCCGCCGAGCCCAAAAAAGUCACCUCUUCCAACGGCACCGGCGCGCCUAGCCUCCCCACCAUCCUCAACAAAAUCCACUCUCAGCGUCUCCAAGACAUCGACCAAUCCAGAACCAUCCUCUCCACCACCCCAGACAACGUCUCCAAAUCCAUCGCCCUCCACACCGCUCCCCCCCUCAUCAGCUUUUACGACCGCGUGAAAAACACGCCGCAUACCGCGAUUAUGGCCGAGAUCAAGCGCGCGAGCCCGUCCAAGGGGGAUAUUGCGCCGGACGCUUCUGCACCCGAGCAAGGACUCAAAUAUGCGCUGGCGGGUGCGUCGGUCAUUUCGGUGUUGACGGAACCAAAAUGGUUCAAGGGUUCGUUGAUCGACAUGCUCGCUGUCCGAAAUGCCGUCUCCACCCUGCCCAACCGCCCUGCCAUCCUCCGCAAAGACUUUGUCCUGAGCACCUACAUGAUUGACGAAGCCCGUCUCUACGGCGCCGACACCGUCCUCCUGAUCGUCGCCAUGCUCGACCCCGACCUCUUGUCUACGCUGUACAACUACUCUGUCAGCUUGGGCAUGGAACCCCUCGUCGAAGUAAACAACCCCAAAGAACUCGAGCUCGCCCUCCAAAUCGGCUCAAAGGUCAUCGGUGUCAAUAACCGAAACCUGCACGAUUUCAACGUCGACAUGAGCACCACCACCCGCGUCAACGCAGCCCUCAAGGGGCGGGGGGACGUCAUUCUUUGUGCGUUGUCCGGGAUUUCGCAGCCGAAGGAUGUAGAGACGUAUGUGAAGGAAGGAGUCAAGGCGGUACUCGUUGGGGAAUCUUUGAUGCGUGCGAAAGAUACGGGGGCGUUCCUCCGAUCCCUUAUCGGUCUGCCUGAACCCGCUCAGAAGCAAGUCCAAGAGCAGCCUUUGGUCAAGAUCUGUGGUAUCAGAUCCGCAAAAGAGGCGCAGCUCGCUAUCGAUGCCGGCGCAGAUUUAUUGGGCAUCAUCCUCGUCCCCGGUACCAAGCGCUGCAUCUCUCUCGAUACCGCGCGCGAAAUCGCCCAAGUCGUCCGCACCGCCCGCGCCUCCCGCCCUUUCCCCUCCUCCCCCGCAAUCCCGUCCUCCCCCGAACCUUGGUUCAGACACAACCUCACCACUCUCUCUUCCCGGCCCAAACCCCUCCUCGUCGGGGUCUUCCAAAACCAACCCCUGGCCUCUGUGAUCCACCAGACCACAGCGAUCGAGCUGGAUUUGGUACAGUUGCACGGGGACGAACCCCAACAAUGGGCGCAGUUCAUUCCCGUGCCCGUUAUCAAAGUAUUCCGCGUUGACGACGAAGGCAAAGUCCGGGGCGGGGAGGUCGCGAGGCCGGGGCAGAACAGCUUUAUCCUCCUCGAUAAAGGUACCGCUCAAGGCGGUGGUGGGGAAGGCCUGUCUUUCCCGUGGAAAGUGGCCAAGUCGCUCAUCUCGGCGGGCGAAGCAAACUCUUUGGCGCAUCCUUUGCCUGUCAUCCUUGCUGGAGGGCUGACGCCAGAGAAUGUGGGGACGGCUAUAGAAGAGACGGGGGAUGGGGUGUGGUGUGUGGAUGUUUCUAGUGGGGUUGAGGGAGAGGGGGGUAAGGAUGAGGAAAAGGUGAGGGCUUUUGUUAAGGCUGUCAAGGGUUAG